This is a messenger RNA of Chlorella variabilis, 1131 nucleotides long. RefSeq lists its product as hypothetical. NCBI's taxonomy places the organism in Eukaryota, Viridiplantae, Chlorophyta, Trebouxiophyceae, Chlorellales, Chlorellaceae. Bases 1 to 1131 code for a protein of 376 amino acids. The record is from RefSeq and is a predicted model, not a curated record. The transcript is spliced from 7 exons.
AUGGCCUGCAGCCUUUCGGCCACCCACCUGCUGGUAUGGGUCGUCCUGUGCGCCGCAGGUGUGCGCGGCCAGCGGCAGGUACGGUACAGGUCCUGGAAGUUUGUCGGGGACAGCCCGCUGCCCAUCAGCGGAGUGCAGAGCCCAAGCUUGCAGCUGGACACGCUGGACGGCGGGCGCCCCUACCUGGCCUUCGCCGCCCCCUCCGGCGGCGACACCUACCUCGCCCUGGUGCAGCGCCUGAGCAGCAGGGGCAACUGGACCUUUGUGGUGACCAGGCCGCCAACGGGGCUGGGGCAGCUGGCCAGCGACGUGGGGCAGACGCAGCUGGCGCUGCACCCCACCAUCAAGGGCAGGCCCUAUGCGGCCUUUGCAGACAUACGCGGCGGCGGGCAGUGCAGCGUCAUGGUGUACCUCAACUCCACCUGGCGCUACCUGGGCAAGCGCGCCUUCUCGGCGGGCGUCGCCACGGGCCUGACCUUUGCGAUGGACCCCAAGGCCAAGCCGGUGGACUCGGGCAGGGCGGGGCAGGCCACUGCCAUGCACUACUCCAAUGCCCAGUGGCGCCACCUGGGCGUGCGGGGGCUCACCCCAGGCGCCGCCGACAACCUCGCCCUGGCCAUCUCCCCCGCCGGCGUGGUGCACCUGGCGUUCCAGGACCUCAGCGCUGCUGAGCCCAAGGGGCGUGUCGUGAAGUUUGCGGGCGGAGCUUGGCAGCCCGCUCUGGGCAUCAGCAUGGCGAUCCACCCAACCCGGGGGCUGUACGUUGCGUUCCGGGGCGAUGCCGCCGGUGCUGCCCGCCUGGCGUACGACAACGUCACGGUGACCAGCUACUCGACGGCGUGGAGGGCGGUGGGGCCCUCUGGGUUUGGCGGCCGCAACUCGCUCUACACCAGCAUCGGCCUCGGCCCAGACGGCAUGCCGUAUGUGGCCAUGCAGUGCGGACAGCAGGGCAAGGCAUGCGUGUACAAGAAGGAGAAGGGCAGCGCCACCUGGAGCGCGGUGGGGCCACGGGCCGGCUUCUCCCUGUCGACGGUGACCAACCUCAACCUCAGGUUCUACCGGGGCACACCCUUCAUCAGCUAUGUCGAGUCGGUCGCCGGGGGAGUGGUUGUGGUUAAAACAUAUGCAUGA